Molecule: messenger RNA, 1692 nt
Organism: Helobdella robusta
Lineage: Eukaryota; Metazoa; Annelida; Clitellata; Rhynchobdellida; Glossiphoniidae
Exons: 9
Coding region: 1-1692 (563 amino acids)
Molecular function (GO): chitin binding
Source: RefSeq, a predicted model, not a curated record
AUGAAAAUCUUUCUGGUUCCCUGCUUGAUUGUAUCCACGAUACUAAGCGUGCAAGGAGCGGUGGAUGAAACUUUGGUCGAACGAGCAAGAGGAUUCGCCGUGGUUCAAUCCGUCUGUGCCAAAAUCAAUUUGGCUUGCAUCUUCCCGGAAGAUAAGUUGAUUCUAAGGAGGAUUGCCUAUGUUGAAUCGAACGAUGGCCUAGAUGGAGAUGCAUAUCAACCUGGCUAUUAUGGAGGCAUUUGGAAGGUUGACGAAUCAAACUUUUUGGCCACUAAAUCGUUGAAUCCUUCUCUUCAAUCCAGCAUUUACGCAGAAUUCAAUAUAGAUUGGAAAACUGUUAGUUGGAAAGAUUUGUUGAAACCGUUUUAUUCUGGUCUAGCGGCACGCAUUUAUUUGUCAAUGGUGUCGCCCAAUAUUCCAAGGUCUGCUGAAGAUCAAGCUCUGCUUUGGAAUCAAAAUUACAGAAAGAACGGUCAAACGUCAGUUUUCGUGGACAAAGUUAACAAGUUGAACACUGGCUGCAAACAAGGAGUAGCCGACAUAGCACUGAUUGUUGAUGGAUCUGGCAGCAUUGGAAUCAAUAAUUUCAACGUCGUUAAAAGUUUUUUGAAAAAUUUAACUGAAUCGUUGAACAUUGGUCCGGAUCCUGAAUUGCACACAAGGAUCUCCGUGGUUCAGUUCUCUAAUAGCGUGCAACAGGAAUUUGAUUUAAAUGAUCACUCAACACUCGCUGGUUACGGGACUGCUGUUGAUAAGAUGGGAUAUUUAAACUCAGGAACCGCAACUAAUAUUGCUCUUGAUUUUUUGGCGACCGAAUCCUUUUUGCAAAGUUCAGGAGCAAGAGGAGCUGGUAUUCCAAAAAUUGGCAUUGUUAUGACUGAUGGACAUUCGAACAAUUUGCGCGACACUCUGGAAGCCGCAAAACGUUUGCACCAGAAGGACAUCACUGUGAUUGCGAUUGGAAUUGGUGAAAAUAUAAACAACGAAGAACUGAAGGCCAUAGCAACUGAUCCAGAUUGCAAAAAUGUGUUUCGUCUUGAUGGGUUUUUCGAUUUAGAAGCACUCAAGGAGUCAAUCGAGAUAACUACUUGUGAAGCUCCGAUAUAUGUUUCUAAUGAAGAGCCAAUGAAUUUCACACUUCCACCGUUUGAAUCAAAAAAUAUUAAGAUAACUGUCUCUCCCUCUGGCCUAACAAUUGAGAUAGGCGGAGGAGAUGGUGUUGUUUUCUUUUCUAAUGAAACCUACCCAACUUCUUCGUUUUAUGAUAUGAAAAUCAACAUGUUCUUCGACAUACCUGCUGUGGCUUAUUUCCCGGGUAGCACGAAGCUCAUAGAUAGAUAUGUGUACAGUCGUAUCGAGAGUAACACUGACAAACCCUGCUCCUAUGAAAUUGAAACCGUAAACAAAGAAAUAAAUCGUUGCGAUCCAAAUCCUUGUCCUAGUCAUCAAAAAUGCGUUCCUAAGAAGCAUUUCUCAUAUGGCUGUAUUGACGAGCCAAGAACAUCAACAACCUACAACUGCGAAGAUAAGAACCCGUGCACGAAUGAAAAUGCUGACCUUGGUAAGUUUUUCUUCCCACACGACGACCGCACCAAAUACGUGCAGUGUGGCCAGUGGGAAACAUGCCAUGAAAUGACGUGCAGGCCUGGUAUGGUUUGGAGUUCAAGGGCCAACACUUGCGUCAUGUCUUAA